AUGCUCCCCGCCUUAGAUUCUUUGGAUCCUUGCACAAUUAUGCUACUAAUUUCAGUGCCCAUUUUUGUCGUCGUGUUAUUUUUCUUUGUUUGCCAAUACCGGAAAAACAUUUUGUACAUUGAAAAGUGUGCAGUCUAUACGAAUCGUGGCGCGAGAUUCAGUGAAGAUUUCGCGAUACCUCAAAUCAUCAUUUCUCCGGGACGUCGUCAGCCAGAAUUCCACGAUUCUGCUCGUGCAUCACCGAUUCCAUUUUUGAAAGACGUCACUCCAAUUGAUGCUUCCAGAUUGUCACCUCCUCCGUUUCAGAGAACUUGA
Caenorhabditis briggsae is the source of this 315-nucleotide messenger RNA. The record is from RefSeq and is a predicted model, not a curated record. The coding region runs from base 1 to 315 and encodes 104 amino acids. Lineage: Eukaryota; Metazoa; Nematoda; Chromadorea; Rhabditida; Rhabditidae. The transcript is spliced from 2 exons.